Messenger RNA from Cynara cardunculus var. scolymus (artichoke), 1279 nucleotides. Its product is annotated as EEF1A lysine methyltransferase 2. Bases 92 to 1078 code for a protein of 328 amino acids. Gene Ontology annotation, biological process: peptidyl-lysine monomethylation; peptidyl-lysine dimethylation. The record is from RefSeq and is a predicted model, not a curated record. Gene Ontology annotation, cellular component: cytoplasm. Lineage: Eukaryota; Viridiplantae; Streptophyta; Magnoliopsida; Asterales; Asteraceae. The transcript has 7 exons. Gene Ontology annotation, molecular function: protein-lysine N-methyltransferase activity.
CUAUCUGCAAAUCCUCCUCCUUUCUCUCUCUAGGGUUACUUUCUCUCUCUACAUCUUCAAAAUUUGUCCCUCAUUACAUCAUCUUCCGAGCAUGGCCGGAAUUCGAUUACCUCCGGAAGACACCGAUGCUUCACAGUUGCGACCGCCAAUAACUGCCGAUCUGAUUUCCGAUGAUGACCGCUCUGUUGCUGCUGACUCUUGGUCCAUCAAAAGUGACUACGGAAGUACUCUUGACGACGAUCAGCGUCACGCUGACGCAUCUGAAGCUCUCGCCGCACCCUAUCGUGCCGCCUCCGAUUACAGUUCUGACAAGGAAGAACCUGAUGCUGAAACAAUUACAUCGAUGCUAGGGUUCCAAAGUUACUGGAAUGCACAAUAUGCAGAUGAAUUGACAAAUUUUCGUGAACAUGGGCAUGCUGGUGAAGUUUGGUUUGGUGCUGAUGUCAUGGAAAUGGUUGCAUCCUGGACAAAAGGCCUAUGUGUUGACAUUUCUCAAAAGCAAGUGCAUAAUCAUCAUGACAAUGACAAUUCUGAGCUUAAUAGACAAGGAGAUACAGAUUUAGCAGCAUGGAGCGUACUUGAUGUUGGAACUGGCAACGGAUUGCUUCUUCAAGAACUUUCUAAGCAGGGGUUCUCUGAUCUAACCGGAACAGACUAUAGUGAAGGAGCCAUUGACCUUGCUAGAAGCCUUGCGGACCGUGAUGGAUUUGCUAAUAUCAAACUCUUGGUUGAUGAUGUUCUUGAAACCAAGUUGGAUAAGAAGUUUAAUCUGGUUACGGACAAAGGGACUUUAGAUGCAAUUGGACUGCAUCCGGAUGGCCCUGUUAAAAGGAUUAUGUAUUGGGAAUCCAUCUCAAGAGUUGUAGCUCCUGGUGGCCUAUUGGUGAUUACUUCAUGCAACAACACGAGAGAAGAAUUGGUAGCGGAAGUUGAGAACUUCAAUCAAAGAAAAGCUGGAGAAGGAGCAGAGGAAUCCAAAACGUUUUGCUACUUGGAUCAUAUUCGGUCAUACCCAACGUUCAUGUUCGGAGGAUCGGUUGGGUCCCGUGUUGCAACUGUCGCGUUUCUGCGUAGCUAAGCUAAGCUAUAUACGGUCUAAAACCUGAGGAGAAAACAAAAGAAAAAUUUUCAAAAAAAACUGGACCGGUUUUUUGAUUUUGUUGACCAUUUGUGAAAGGUUCAACUUUACUUAUUAUUAACAUGUUCAUUUGUAUCAGCUCUCUGUUUGUAAGACCUUUACCCACUCAAAUCUCUCAACAACUUUAAUUGUUAAAACUGC